AUUCAUUGUGUUUCUGCUGAAACAGAAGAAUAACAGCGAAAAAUGGCAAGAACCAAGCAGACCGCUCGUAAGUCCACCGGAGGCAAAGCCCCCAGGAAGCAGCUGGCCACCAAGGCUGCCCGUAAGAGCGCCCCGGCCACCGGCGGCGUGAAGAAGCCUCACCGUUACAGGCCCGGUACCGUGGCUCUGAGAGAGAUCCGUCGUUACCAGAAAUCCACCGAGCUGCUGAUCCGCAAGCUGCCCUUCCAGCGCCUGGUGAGGGAGAUCGCUCAGGACUUCAAGACCGACCUGCGCUUCCAGAGCUCCGCUGUCAUGGCUCUGCAGGAGGCCAGCGAGGCUUACCUGGUCGGCCUGUUCGAGGACACCAACCUGUGCGCCAUCCACGCCAAGAGGGUCACCAUCAUGCCCAAAGACAUCCAGCUGGCCCGCCGCAUCCGCGGAGAGAGAGCUUAAACUGCCCUCUGCUCCAUAAACACAACGGCUCUUUUAAGAGCCAUAUCACCCUCUGAUAGAGCAACACGUCCUAUUAGCUUAUUUUAUAUUUGUAUAUCAUGUUGUUGUAUGACAGUGAGAAUACAUUUGUAUGUAAUACUUUUCUGAAGUGAAUCCA
This is a messenger RNA of Thunnus maccoyii (southern bluefin tuna), 610 nucleotides long. RefSeq names its product histone H3. Gene Ontology annotation, cellular component: nucleosome. Bases 43 to 453 code for a protein of 136 amino acids. The transcript has a single exon. Lineage: Eukaryota; Metazoa; Chordata; Actinopteri; Scombriformes; Scombridae. The record is from RefSeq and is a predicted model, not a curated record. Gene Ontology annotation, molecular function: DNA binding; protein heterodimerization activity; structural constituent of chromatin.